This is a messenger RNA of Benincasa hispida (wax gourd), 1612 nucleotides long. RefSeq names its product 3-oxo-5-alpha-steroid 4-dehydrogenase family protein (gene CER10). Lineage: Eukaryota; Viridiplantae; Streptophyta; Magnoliopsida; Cucurbitales; Cucurbitaceae. Gene Ontology annotation, molecular function: oxidoreductase activity, acting on the CH-CH group of donors. The record is from RefSeq and is a predicted model, not a curated record. Gene Ontology annotation, biological process: very long-chain fatty acid biosynthetic process.
UUUGCUCUUCUUUAAACUCACUACCAAUUCUUAGAUUUUUGGAGUGAUGACACAGGCACAUUCUCUUCACUAAUCCAUGGCAAAUUUUUGCUGCAACUAGGAAUUUAGGUUCACGUUCAUCCCAAUAAAUUUAUUUAUUCAGUUGGGUGUCAGCCUCCAGCCUCACAGACAGAACGAUGUGUCGAAUUGCAAUAAGGAGAUGAUUAGCGACACGGUUCAUCAGUCAUCGGAAUUAGCUCUCCUACCCCAACUGCACCCCAUUUAAUAGCCUACUUCCCAACCUCCCACUUCAAACCCAGAAACUUUUUCCAAUUUUAAAUUCACACCCAUUUGCGGAUCUCAUCAGAAAACCAUUUUUUUUGGUUCUGGGUCUUCUCAUUCUGCUCUUUUCAGGAUCUGGGUACAAAUAAUAGGCUUAUUCCCCAACUGGGUCUCUAAUUUGGCUGCAAAAAUGAAGGUCUCGGUAGUUUCCCGCAGCGGGAGAGAGGUUGUUAAAGGGGGUAUUCAACUUAGCGACUCUGCUUCAGUGGCAGAUCUACAGGAUGCGAUUUAUAAGAGAACCAAAAAGUUCUACCCGGCUAGGCAAAGGCUAACUCUUCCCAUUCAACCUGGUUCAAAGGAGAGGCCUACUGUUCUUAACUACAAGAAAAGCCUCAGAGAAUAUUGUAGCGACAACUCGGACAACAUAACUGUUAUCUUCAAGGACUUGGGCCCACAAGUUUCUUAUCGUACGCUCUUUUUCUGGGAAUACUUGGGUCCCUUGAUCCUCUACCCCAUCUUUUACUACUUCCCUGUAUAUCAGUUCUUUGGCUACAAGGCAGAACGUGUCAUCCAUCCGGUUCAGACGUAUGCAAUGUACUACUGGUGUUUUCACUACUUCAAACGAAUCAUGGAAACAUUUUUUGUGCAUAGGUUCAGCCAUGCAACCUCACCACUUUCGAAUGUGUUCCGAAACUGUGCUUACUACUGGUCCUUUGGCUCGUAUAUUGCAUAUUAUGUCAAUCACCCACUUUAUACCCCUGUUGGUGACCUACAAAUGAAGAUUGGCUUUGCAUUUGGUUUGCUGUGUCAACUGUCAAACUUCUACUGUCAUAUCUUACUGAGAAAAUUGCGGAGUCCUGAGGGCAAUGGGGGAUAUCAAAUCCCCAAGGGGUUUCUGUUCAACAUUGUGACGUGUGCAAAUUACACAACAGAAAUAUAUCAGUGGGUAGGCUUCAAUAUAGCUACACAGACUUUUGCUGGUUAUGUCUUUCUUGUGGUUGCUGCUCUUAUCAUGACUAACUGGGCCCUCGCAAAGCACCGUCGCCUCAAGAAGCUGUUUGAUGGGAAAGAGGGAAGGCCAAAGUAUCCACGCAGAUGGGUGAUUCUUCCUCCAUUUCUGUAGAAGGAUUUGGUGGCCUCAUCAUCCAUUCUAUCUCAAGCUGGUAGCUUUAGAUUUAAACAUUAAAAAUGUCCCUUGAAAGACAUAGACAAGGCAAAGACAUCAUUUUUUCCAAAUGCAAUUUAUGUUCUUUUGUUUUAGUCUAAACAUUAUGGACAAUGGUCCUUUUGUUUUGCUUUGGAGUUUAGUGUAUUGUUGGUGAUUGAUGGUUGCAUGUUUUCUUUUCAUAGA